CGCUCCAGCAUCAUCUUGCUCACAAAAUCAAUCCCUUGUUUCAUCCACUAUGGAACCCACACUUACCCCCACUACUCUGCCAUCAAGUCACGAGCCUACCAUGGAUAAUAAUACAGUGGGCGAGCCUCCUCUUCGGCGUGGACUACGUGAACGUGUUCCCCCAAUUCGAUUGCAAGAUUAUUUUUGUACCAACACAGCCCAAGUAAAUCACCACGCCACCACCUCUCCUUCGGCCACCUCAGGUAUCCUUUAUCCUUUAACUUAUUAUGUAAAUAAUGACAAAUUCUCAUUGCCCCAUCGAGCAUUUCUUGCAGCUAUCUCCUCUGACACAGAACCAUCUACCUAUCGUGAGGCUAUUAAAGAUGAGAGGUGGAAAGUAGCAAUGCAAAAAGAAAUUGAUGCCUUGGAACGUACAGAAACCUGGACUUUAACAAUAUUGCCUCCCACCAAAAUUGCUAUCCGCUCUAAAUGGGUUUUUAAAAUCAAAUAUCAUAGUAACGGGACUGUGGAACGUUAUAAAGCUCGUCUUGUAAUAUGUGGAAAUCAUCAGGUGGAGGGCAUUGAUUAUCACGAGACUUUUGCUCCAGUUGCUAAAAUGGUAACUGUUCGUACUAUUUUAGCAGUUGCCGCAUCUCGUGGUUGGGAAUUACACCAGAAGGAUGUGGAUAAUGCCUUCUUACAUGGAGAUCUUACAGAUGAGGUGUACAUGCACCUCCCUCCGGGUUUUAAGGCUUCUCGUCCAGGACUGGUUUGUCGUUUAAACUGGUCCCUAUACGGUCUGCGACAGGCUCCACGAUGUUAGUUCCACAAAUUAACCAUGGCACUAAAGUCCUUCGGAUUCUCCCAAUCAUAUGCUAAUUAUUCACUUUUUACCUUACACAGUGAGAAUGACUCUCUUUGUGUUCUGGUUUACGUGGAUGAUCUAUUAAUCACCGGUUCGAACCCAACUACAAUUACAUGGCUCAAAAAGUUUCUUGGACAGUGCUUUCCCAUUAAAGAUCUUGGUCAUCUUAAAUAUUUCCUUGGGAUAGAGGUAGCACGAAAUUCAUCAGGGAUUUUUCUUUCCCAGAGAAAAUAUGUUUUGGAUCUUUUGAGUGAAACCGGUUUGACGGGUGCCAAGCCCGCCACAUUUCCAAUGGAGCAAAAUCAACGUCUAGCUUUAGACACUAGCCCUUUAUUUGAUGAGCCUGAUCGAUAUCGUCGUAUAAUCGGUAAACUCAUUUAUCUAAAUUUGACCCGUCCAGAUAUUAGCUACGCUGUUCACAUUCUGGCUCAAUUCAUGCAACAACCCCGAGUAGCUCACUGGGAAGCCACUCUUAGAGUGCUUCGUUAUCUCAAGAAUACACCGGGUCAAGGCAUAUUAUUAUCUACCAAUCAAGACCUCACACUCUCCGGAUAUUGUGAUUCCGACUGGGCUGGUUGCCCGAUCACACGACGGUCGCUUACGGGUUUUUUCAUUCGGCUGGGGCAGUCCCCCAUUGCAUGGAAAACGAAAAAACAACACGCCGUAUCUCGUUCUUCUGCUGAGGCCGAAUAUCGAUCAAUGGCAUCGGUAACUUGUGAACUCAUCUGGCUCAAAAGUCUUCUAUGUUCUCUUGGAGUUUCACAUUCUCAAUCAAUACCACUUUAUUGCUACAAUCGGGCUGCUCUUCACAUUGCUUCGAAUCCAGUUUUUCAUGAACGAACGAAACAUAUUGAAAUUGAUUGUCAUUUUAUCCGCGAUCAUGUUCAGGCAGGGCUGAUUUCUCCGCAACAUAUUCCUACUAACAAACAAGUGGCGGACAUUUUUACCAAAGCGCUUGGAUCUCAGCAAUUUACAUAUUUACUAUCCAAGUUGGGCGUUCUUAAUCCUCAUGCUCCAACUUGAGGGGGGAUGUACGAAAUUAAUGUAUCUGACAUGUACAUGUUUAGUUCUAUUAUUAUUAGGUUUAUUACUGUUCAAUUAUUAUGUACGUAGGAACACGCUUCACAUGGGAGUCACCAAGUAUUGUUUAAAUAUGGGACACCUCCCACAUAAUGAAAUCAAGGCUUAUUCUCAAAUCCUUUUCUCACUUUAGCACAGACAACACGGCGGCACCAAGACACCGCGUCACGCAGCAGACCAGCAGCGCAAGUAGCAAUCCGUCAGUUCGUGUUCUGUGGUUCGUAGCCCACUUAACUGGAUGCAGAGGGUUGGAGUCAGGGACGGAUUUAGGGGGGGCGGGGGGUGACCGCCCCCCUUGGACUUUCAAAAUUUUCUACUAUAUAUGUAGUAUUUUCAUAAAAUUU
This is a messenger RNA of Cuscuta epithymum, 2268 nucleotides long. NCBI's taxonomy places the organism in Eukaryota, Viridiplantae, Streptophyta, Magnoliopsida, Solanales, Convolvulaceae. The record is from the annotation of a GenBank genome assembly.